ACGGCGAGAGAUAAACCCAUAUAGCUCGAGAGAGGUAAACGUUAAGAAUCUCCGAUUCGAUCCAAUGGCUGAAUUAGUGGUGAACUCUGCAGUUGAAUACAUUGAAAGCAUGAUUCUUGAAGAAUCAAACAAAGCAGACUUAUCCGGUGUUGAAUCUGAAGCCAAAGCGGUCCAAUCGGAGCUCGAAAGCAUAAAAAAAUUGGUGACCAAAAUCCGAUUGCACAACAAUGAAGUCCGCAACAAGGAGCCAGUCCGCACCAUCUUCGACAAGGUAAUAAAAAUGGCGUACGAAGCAGAGGAUGUUGUCGACACCUACGUUUCCGAAACAGAGUCAUCCCGAAACUUAAUUCUAGGGUUUAACAAACUGUAUCGGGCCCAUCAAACCACGAAGGAGCUUCGAAAACUUCGAUCCUCCAUGAACGAAACAAAAAGGUUUAUGGCGGAUUCAAUGGAAGGCUCAAUCAAAGGUGUACGGACUCGUGGGUCUGAAUCUCCUAAGUGCCAUAUCCAAUCUGAUAAAGAAUAUGCUGUUGGGAUCGAUUUCGAUAUCGAAAAAUUGGUGAAGAUUUUAAUCAACGAGAAGGAUUGUGUUGAUGUUCUUGCGAUUUUGGGUAUGGGUGGUUCGGGAAAAACAACUCUUGCUAGGAAUAUAUAUAAUCAUGCUAAGAUCAAGAAGUAUUUUAAGUAUCAGGCUUGGGUUUCGAUGUCGCCAGGAUGGGUUCUUUCUGAUGUAAUGUCAGAAAUUUCAAGACAAAUCAAUGAUCAAACCGGUUUAUUUGAUGGGUUGUCUGAAUUUUUAAUGAAUGGUGUAAGAAGAAAGAAAUCUCUGAUUGUGUUGGAUAAUGUAUGGGACUGUGAUAAAUUGCAUGACGAAUUGCUGCCCAAAAUAUUCCAGCGUGAUGAUGGUGGUGAUGCGAAUGAUGAGCGUAUUAAGAUUUUAAUCACUAGUCGGCAUCGGCAUGAGCAUGACACCACUCUGAAAUGGUGUUUUCAUGUGAUGGAGCUUCUAAGUCAAGAAGAUGCAUCGGAUUUUUCUAACAAGGUAACAAUUGGUGAUGAUGAAGAUGAAGAUGAAGAAUAUGUUGUUGGGAUCGAUUUCGAUAUUGAAAAAUCGGUGAAGAUUUUAACCAACGAGAAGGAUUGUGUUGACGUUCUUGCGAUUGUGGGUAUGGGUGGUUCGGGAAAAACAACUCUUGCUAGGAAUAUAUAUAAUCAUGCUACGAUCGAGAAGUAUUUUAAGUAUCAGGCUUGGAUUUCGAUGUCGCGAGGAUGGGUUCUUUCUGAUGUAAUGUCAGAAAUUUCAAGACAAAUCAAUGAUCAAACCGGUUUAUUUGAUGGGUUGUCUGGAUUUUUAAUGAAUGGUGUAAGAAGAAAGAAAUCUCUGAUUGUGUUGGAUAAUGUAUGGGACUGUGAUAGAUUGCAAGACGAAUUGCUGCCCAAAAUUAUCCAGCGUGAUGAUGGUGGUGAUGCGAAUGAUGAACGUAUUAAGAUUGUAAUUUAAUUUGAAAAAAAACCAGACCAGACCAUUUAAACCGUAGACCAGACCAAAUACUAAAAUUCCGGUUUGAUUUACGGUUUAGACCAAACUUUGUUCAGCCCUAGCUGUUUUAUUGAAGGGCCACUGUUUUGUUUCUUUAAAUACCCCCAUUCCCAUCCAAACCUCACCAUUUCUCCAAGCCUUCACCUUCUUAUCACCCCCGAAACGUAAUAAAAUUCCGAUUUUUUGCCUCAAAA
Messenger RNA from Amaranthus tricolor (Joseph's coat), 1734 nucleotides. RefSeq names its product disease resistance RPP8-like protein 3. The transcript is spliced from 2 exons. The record is from RefSeq and is a predicted model, not a curated record. Gene Ontology annotation, molecular function: ADP binding. Lineage: Eukaryota; Viridiplantae; Streptophyta; Magnoliopsida; Caryophyllales; Amaranthaceae. Gene Ontology annotation, biological process: defense response to fungus. The coding region runs from base 65 to 1501 and encodes 478 amino acids.